Punica granatum (pomegranate) is the source of this 846-nucleotide messenger RNA. Lineage: Eukaryota; Viridiplantae; Streptophyta; Magnoliopsida; Myrtales; Lythraceae. The record is from RefSeq and is a predicted model, not a curated record.
AUGGCUGGGCUGGGCUGGCGUGCGCGGGCCGAGCUGCUGGAUGGCGUGCCUGUUCAACCCGAAAAAGAGAAACCGACCCGGUUAGCAGAACACGGAAACUCAGAGGGAGAGAGGAGGCGGUUCGGCGGCCGAGCCGUGGGUGAGGCAGACUCGAGCUGCGGGUUCGGCGAGGGAGCUGGAGGGUUUGCCCGAAGAAAUGUUGGUUCCUUGGAAAUAUUAGGAGAGGUGUUCCUAAAAGACCUUAAUUAUGAUUUCCAGUCGUUGCCGGAAUCAAUUGGUAAUUUUAAAUCCAUGAUGAUCCUUGAAGUAGUAGAUGUCAAUAUUGUCGACCUUCCGACUGUUGGAAGGCUAAGGAGACUAAAAUGCCUCUUGCUCCUUGGGAGUUGGUUAGAAAGACUUCCUGAGGCAUUUGGAGACAUGCAAUCAUUAGUUGAAUUAGAUCCGUCAAAAGCAAGCAUCACUAAAUUACGCGAUUCCUUUGGGAACCUUAAAAAUCUUCAGUGCCUUUCUUUAAGAAGUUGUCGCAAGAUUGAGAAGGUUCCAAACCCGUUUGGUGAUCUAAAAUCUUUAUAUGAAUUGGAUAUAUCUUAUUCUGGACUUGUUCAGUUGCCUGAUUCUAUUGAGAAGCUGAAGGAGUUGAAAGCGAUCAAGAUGAGCGGUUGCAACAUCCAUGAGUUACCAAGCCCUAUCGGAAGCAUGAGGAAGCUUGAAAUGUUGGAUACUCCGAGUUCUCUCAAAGGAGAAAUCCCAAGCCAAAUUGGGCGGUUCUCCAGCUUGAGAGUAUUGGUGCUAUCACGUACCAAAAUAUGCCUGCUUCCCUCAACAAUAAGAAUCUACGACCGUUGA